Molecule: messenger RNA, 1007 nt
Organism: Medioppia subpectinata
Lineage: Eukaryota; Metazoa; Arthropoda; Arachnida; Sarcoptiformes; Oppiidae
Source: the annotation of a GenBank genome assembly
AGUGCGAACACCAUAUGAAUCAAAAUGAAAGCGAGAUAUUGAGUCCAAACUAUCCCAACAAAUAUCCGAAGAACUAUCGGUGCGUUUGGUAUAUAACAGUCGCCGACAAUAAAUACAUUGCGCUUAAAGUGAAUACUUUUCAUACGGAACUCAAACACGAUUUGGUCUCUGUAUAUGACGGUCACACCGAAGCGGACGGUCAACUGUUGGCCACUUAUAGCGGUAUUGCCGAAGACUAUGAUUACACGGGUGUACCCCGUAAUGGCAUGACUAAAUUCAGAUCGGUCAUAUCCAGCGGCAAUAAGUUGCUUGUUAAGUUUCGCACCGAUUAUGUUAUUGAGUGGAAAGGGUUUAAUAUCACCUACGAGUCCAUUGACCAAGGCUGUGGACUUACAUUAAAUGCGACCAGGAAGGAAAUAGUGAGCCCCGGUUACCCAGGUGAAUACAUUUUUGCACUGGUGUGCGUGUGGAACAUAUCUGUGCCCUCAGACAUGAUGGUUAUGAUCACAUUCGCUGACUUCCAAACCGAAUACAACUUCGAUUAUCUCCGUAUUCACGACGGCUUCGAUAGGAACAGCAGUUUUGUCACUUAUACAGGAGAUAACAUUCCUCCACAGAUUAUAUUUGUGUCCAAUGAGAUACAUAUCAUGUUUAAUAGCGAUCAUAAUAAGCCCAGGCGUGGCUUUAAUCUCACUUACCAUGCUUUUAAAAAGCCAGGUCAAAAUAAAGAGAUUUACGAGGCGUUUACUGAUAGCCAAGAUAUGACAGAAUAUUCUGCACGACCGUUGGCUUACAUAAGCAUAGCAUUAAAUGCAAUGUUAGUAAUCGUGGUCAUAAUCUUGGUUUAUAGCUCAAAGGAAAAAUAUAACAAUUUGGCCACAAAUAUAAUUGACUCACAUUGUAAAGUAUUAAUUAACAAAUACGAUAAUCUCGAAUGCGAUGAUGAUAAUGGAGAUAAUUGCAAUAACAAUUAUUAUCCAGGUGAUAGUAAUGAAGAUCAAUCAAAC